AUCCAGCACGAAAACAAGCACUGUGUGCCGCUGGCUUUAGUAAAGUUGUUAGGAGAUCGGAUUAAUCUUGUCAUACAACAAGACUAAAGAAAAACAAGAAACAAAAUGUUAUCAACACCAAAGGCAAAGAGUGGUUUGUUUUUGGCUUCAUCUCUCUGUGAUGGGCUUGAAGACAAUAACAUAAGACAAGUGGCGACUCUUUUGUUAAAUAAAGAUGCAGACCCUAAUAUCUUAAUUCCAAUGCAUGGAGUUACUCCAUUUCACUUAGUUAUUGGCAACGAUUCAAUAGAAUUUGCAGAAGAAGUCACCAAAUUAUUUUUACGCCAUGGUGGUGAUCCCAAUGUGAGGUCAAAUGAUGGAAUGACUCCAGUUCACGUAGCAGCAGCUUGGGGAAGAAUAAAUAUAUUGGAGUUGCUUUUAGCAAAUGGUGGUGAUCCAGUGUGUUUAGACAGUGAUGGACGAAGUCCAUUUCAUUAUGCCUUCGAUGGAAAGUAUUUCAAAGCUGUGACAAUGCUCGCAAAAUACUGUGAGGACAUUCAAGAUGAUGACGAUGAGCCAAAAUAUAAUAUGGUGCUCGAUAAAGUUUUAGUUACUAAUGGAGACAUAAUUGCUGAGUAUGUUACAUCAUCACAUGAUACAACACACAAUAUAAACACAGAUAAUGCAUCAAAGAAUGAUAUGCUUCUUGAUUUUUAUAACUGUAAGCCAAGUUUUUCCCCAAUGAAUCUAGAAUCGAAUAACAUGCCAGAAAUAUAUAAUAAUAUUACAAAGGAAUCGAAAAACAUAAGUAUGGAAUACAAAGAAGACAUAAAUAUAAAAUCUGCAGAUUUAUCUAUAACUAAUAAUCAGAUGAUUAUUGAGCAGAAUAAUUUUUCACAGACCAAUAAUAAAGACAUACUAAAUUAUUCAUUUGUUGAUCUCGAUUUUGACUUUGCAAACCUGUAUCUCUCUGAUGUCAUGGAAAAAGAAAAGUGUCUUGUCGGUAAGAUCAUUAAUCAUCUUUCAACAACAUUAACAAGUGACUGCACCAUUAAUGAGACUUUGCAAAAUUACAAGAGAAACAAGCAAGAGAGCAGCAACAUAACAAGCAACUCAGAUAUGUCAUUCCCAAUAAAAGAGAAAAGAGCAUUUUAUGAAUAUAAAUAUGGCAAAACUCCAAAGAAUUUUUCACUCAAACUCAAACAUAAUUGCAACAAGGAUAUUUUGAAACCUAACACUCCCAUUGUGAGAAAGAAGUAUCCAAGGUUCAAUACAGGAAGCAUUUCUAGAAAAAAGCAUAAAAAAACCUCAGACAAAGUUCUCUUAACACCACCUUGUAUCCUGGAUAAUUCCAUUAUUAGUAUGUCACCAAACUUUAAUACACCUAAUCAUAGGAAGAAAAAUACUAUGAAGACUCCAUUAAUACUCUCACGUAUUCAUGAUGAUGAUGAUAUUAUCAGUAAAUCGCCUAAUUUCACAACACCGGUUCGUGUAGGUAAAAAGAAAAACGUAGAGAAAACAUCACUCGGUAACAACUGUCUAUCUUCAAAAGUAUUCAAGAAAUCUCACGAGCACAAAAUUCAAACGCAAUACUCCGAAUUUAAUCGGUGCAAGAGAUACAUUGCUCAAUCUACACCGAGAAGAAAGAAGAAAUUUAUAUAUAAGCUUCAUUCUGGUAGGAAACGACUCGAUUGUUAUCGGCAAGAAGAUAACAUUACUACUGACGACUUCAUUGUUCGUAACACCUUAAAGCCGAUCAAUUUGGAUAAAACUAUUUUCUCAGAAGUGGCUGAAGAUGCAACUCGCCAUAAUACUCUAAACUCUAAUAUCGGAUCUCUAUUGUUGAACUCUAAUGAAAGUUUGGAAAUGGAACGUCAGAAUUAUAUGCCAAUCAAGUUGGACGAAGGUAAAUACGACGAGGAUGAUAUAGCACGUGAUAACAGCGAUUCGAGUCAGAUAGAUUUAGAUAAUAAUAUUAAUCAAAUGGAAAAAAAGAACGAGUCUAUUGAUAGUUUCGACAGUGAUAGAAGGGAUGAUAUAAAGCGUGAAAACGAGCAAACGAAUGCUCCAUUUGUGACAAUUCGAAAAAAUAGAUUUAAAACUGGAAGGACAACUGAGACAGCAAAUUCAGCUACCGAUAAUAUCAAAUCUACAUACACGACUGACUCGUUACACGGCGAAAGUUAUGUGGAUUGUAUUGAAUGUGAUACCAAGAAAUUAUUAAAUGAAGAUAUAUAUAUUAAUAUAAGUAAGAGUUGUAAUUUACACGCAAAAAAUUGGUGCAGCAACAGAUUCCACAAACCCUUCCCAAGUAAAGCAAAAACACAAGGUGACUUGCAUAUUCCCAUUGUGAAUUUAUCCGUAAAAUGUGGGAGAUACAUCUAUCUGCCAACUUUCUCUUCGACUUUAUCUUCAGAACCAAAUGGAUACAGUGUCGACUCGAAAAGAGCAGAGGGCACAUAUGAGACAAACUUAAAUGUACAUAAAACCGAAAGGAGUUCAUCCCUGUUUUCGUAUGUUACUGCUCAAGAAGAAUAUAAGUAUGAAGAUCUCGAAGAAGGCAUAGUUUUGGUGGAACGGAGACAUUGCAUUUCACCAUUUGCUACUUUCAGUGGUAGUGAAUGCGAUGUCAGAAGCAAAAGAACGGCUGUAUCUGAUGCUUCAGUGUCGACUGUCCUGAGCUUACCGAAAGAACUGUUAAUUGACGACGUUGCGCUCAGAAGAGAACUUGCUCAGCUUGGCGACCAACCCGGACCAAUUACUAAUACCACCAGACAUAUUUACCAGAAACGUCUUAUGUAUCUUAGAAGCAUCAGAGAUACCAAUUCUUUACCGAGGCUCUCUGCGCCACAAAACGCCCCGAAGAAUUGCGCGGAUCAUCGAGUUAUCAAGCCUCAUUUAGAGUUUGGCGAUUGGAUAAAUCAUCUAGAUACCUACAGAAGCUUGGAGAAACAGGUGUUCCAAGAGUUCGUAUCGCCAAAUCCAUCUCGACGAUGGCGCGAGGGCAUGUCGCAGACGUCUUUCAAUUAUCUGCUGUUAGAUCCGCGUAUAUCGCAAGACCUGCAAUAUCGCAAUGUUUAUCUUACGGAAUCCGAGGUAUGGUCGAUCUUUCUUGAUGCUAUAUUUUACAUCGGAAAAGGCAAACGUUCCAGGCCGUUCGCACAUCUCUAUGACGCUUUUAAAGUAUGGGUAUCGAAGGCGUCCAUCAGUACGAAUAAGAAGAUCAACCGCAUUCUCGAUAUAUGGAACAACGAUCAUGGCGUGAUCUGUCUGCACAUCUUUCAGAAUGUUAUUCCAGUGGAAGCCUACACGAGAGAGGCCGCUAUGAUAGACGCGAUUGGAACGGAAAACUUAGGAAAUUGCAAGGGCGAUUUUAUUGCACGAGGGAGAGCGCCAGCUUUUCCCUCAGAAUUUGUAAUAAUUGAUCUUCAGUGUUGUACAAGAAGAAAGAUCUCAUUCGUGUAGAUAUAAAUAAGUAUGGUGCAAUAGAUUAUAUACAAAUUUUGACAUGCAGGUAGCUCAAAUUUGUGAAUUAUAUCUCCAUGUACCUGUCAAUUUAUUAUACUGACUCUCCCAAUAUAAUAACUAUGUACGUACAAAUGAGAGAACAAAGCUGUACAAAAUAUAUUUUUAAAAUAGAGAAUAUUGAACAUCGACUAGGACUAUUACUUUAAAUAAAUUAGAUGAAUCAAGAAUCAAGGUGUUGCAUUAUGUAUGUAUGAUACAAUGACUAUAAAUAUAAUAAAUUUAUUUAUUUAUAACUUGACGUGUGUAAAUCAAGCUACAUGAUCUUAUUGAUCUAUA
This is a messenger RNA of Harpegnathos saltator (Jerdon's jumping ant), 3783 nucleotides long. RefSeq lists its product as uncharacterized. NCBI's taxonomy places the organism in Eukaryota, Metazoa, Arthropoda, Insecta, Hymenoptera, Formicidae. The transcript is spliced from 9 exons. Gene Ontology annotation, cellular component: nucleoplasm; cytoplasm. Gene Ontology annotation, molecular function: DNA endonuclease activity; protein binding. The record is from RefSeq and is a predicted model, not a curated record. Gene Ontology annotation, biological process: resolution of meiotic recombination intermediates; double-strand break repair via homologous recombination. The coding region runs from base 106 to 3444 and encodes 1112 amino acids.